Messenger RNA from Ahaetulla prasina, 1166 nucleotides. RefSeq names its product phosphatidylinositol-binding clathrin assembly protein-like. The record is from RefSeq and is a predicted model, not a curated record. The coding region runs from base 320 to 1048 and encodes 242 amino acids. NCBI's taxonomy places the organism in Eukaryota, Metazoa, Chordata, Lepidosauria, Squamata, Colubridae. The transcript is spliced from 8 exons.
GUAAGCAAGAGAAACGGCUAAAUUAGAGUAGAAAUGGAGGUUCUCAUCCCAUUAGUCUAUUUUUUACAAGCAUCUUGCCAUGAUGUCUUAGAAUAGAAUUUAACUCUUGGUAGACAUUCAGAACAGAAAAUGCAAGUUAAAUACAAUGAAUUUUAGAAUCCAAUAUAUAUGAGAUUUUUAACUUUAGGCUCCCAGCAGUCUGCUUGAAGCCCUGGAGCAGCAUCUGGCUUCUUUGGAAGGAAAGAAGACCAAGGAAGUUUCAGCUGCCAGCAGAGCAAGUACUCUCUCCAGUGCCGUUUCCACCCUGGCCAACACAGGAAUGUCCUUCAGUAAAAUGGAUGAAAGAGAGAAACAGCAGGCUCUGGAGGAAGAGCAAGCUAGACUGCAGGCUCUGAAGGAACAGCGAUUGAGAGAGAUUUCUGUGGUUUCCAAUUCUACUUCUACUUCUGCUUCUCCAAGCACUUUAUCAGGAAAGAGUGUGAACACCAAUCCUGCCGUUGACCUCUUUGCAGCCCCCGCCCCAACUACCAAUAGCAUGCCCAACCUUUCUACCGAUCUCUUCGAUCUUCAACCUGCAUUUGUUCCUACGGUACAAAGUACUCCAGCCAUAGCAACGUCAGCAAGCAGUGCCUGGGGAGGACAUUUCUCAUCCACAAAUGGUUGUGUUGGGUCUCCACCCCAUCUGGAUGUCUUUGAUAUGAAACCGGUUGAAGAAGCUGUAAAAAGUACAACUCCUUUUGUGAGCUCCACCUUUGGCUCCAAACAAACAGUGGAACUAUUUAGUGGUUACCCUCUUCAUUCCGCAUCACAGAAAACAACCUCUUCAACUAUUAAUGUGGACUUUGAUGCUGUAUUUGGUGGAAAAUCGACUAUAAAUGAUUUUGGAACUACAGCAGAUGAUGUAUUACAACCAACAGUAGCUGCACAAAAUCAGAGAGGAAAUGUAAUUGGGCAACAAAGUGGGAGGAUUUUGGCCAAUGACCUUGACUCAUCACUUGCUAAUCUAGUAGGAAAUCUUGGAUUUGGAGGGACACCACCCAAAAAGUGAGAACACAUACAUAUUUUAUCUCAAAAUAAUUGCUUAUAUAUUGAUAAACAGUUCUUAAAUUUAAGUUGACAUUUUUAAUCCUGCUUUCCACAAUCUGAUCACUGCAGCAGAAUAAUUA